CUUCUCACUGCUCAUCAUUCGCAUUACGCACAAAGAUUGAUUUAGCACCAGUAGCACGAGGAUUGGAAUGGCGAUCGGUCUGGGCGGGGCAUGGUUUGGUUUGGUUCCCCGCAUUGAUGAGACGCGAGCAGCGGGAGCGACCAUUAGUGGUUGGUUGGUGGGCGAGUCGGAUGAAUCUCGCUCGCAUUGCAGAGCUCUCCUCCGGUCCGGGCAACGCGAUGCAGGAGGGGGCCCCGGCCAGGGCCGCGUUUAAUGUGCUGCCAUUGAUGAUGCACGCAGCUCUGCUCCGGGCAGCCCCGGCCUGCCUCGCCUUACUGAUACUGUCUACUAGUACCAGGCUACCAGCACCCAGUUGUACUACGAGUCUACUAGUGGCAGAGCACGGCAUUGAUGACUUCGGCCAUAUAGGUCGACGGUGUCCCUCUUCGUAUGUGGACACUAGCACUUCGUAUAUGGAACUCCCUCCCCCAUCUUUGAAUCGCUCAUCAUCAAUAUGCCGCUGGUCUCAGGCGGCGGCGAAGUAGUCUUUGAUCCAUCUGAUCGUCGCUUUCCCGGGGAGCAUAUUGAAUGCGUCUUGCUCACACUCCAUCACACCCAAGGACUCCCCUGUCGCACACACUGACAUAGGAUAGCCAUCGUCCCUCUGCUCAGGAAGGCCAUAAUUAAACGGGAAAGAAAGAAAGAAAGAAAAAUGGCAUCCUAAAACCUAUCCAAAUGUUCUAUUCGGUGGAUAUGGACAUUUUGCAUCCAAAAUCAUCUUUCAAUGGCAUCCCCUAAACGGACAAAAUGACAUGUUUGUCUGGACACAUCCCCAAACUUGUCCCAAAUUUGGAGGAGGUUUGGGGUGUCUGGACAUUGUCCGGUGCUCUUUUUUGUCCGUCCGGACCCACAACAAGAGAUGGGAAAAGUGAAAAGUAAAAGAGAAAGUAUAAAGAGAAGAAAAAACUAAUUUGGAAAAGAAAAUUGGGGAUGCGGUUGGGUGAUGAUGGUGGACAUGGGAAAACAUAUGUCCCCUUGCUACUCCAAAUUGCUACUCCAAAUGACAAAAAGGUACAUUUUGGGACAAAAUACGGGUUUCAUUGCAGCGGCUCUUAUAUCUCCCGAUCGAGCUCGCGAAAGCGGAUGGGCCCGACCGAUCACAUUAGCUGCUGCUGCUGCUGCAUCAACAUGCGCGCAUAUGCAUUGGAUCCCAACAGCGCCGGCCAGGGAGGGGCCGCUUCUCUUCUCCCAUGCCGCGCAGGACAUCUAGUUUUUUUUGUGUGUAUUUCAUAUCGGUGUGGGUUCGCUUGCCGCAUGUGCACGUUGCCGGGUGUUCAUAUCUAGGACUGGCAAUCUGUUGUUUAAACAAGAGAACGGCAGCCGCCGCGCUCCUUUCGUUUCGACUCAGGCAGCUAGCGGCGAGCAGCAGCCGCGGUACUUUUAAUACUCGUAUAUAGUACUGCUCGACUUUGCUUGCGGCGUCAUGUGCACGAUGGAUUGGGUUAUACUCCAUCACCAUCAGUGUCCGUGUCACGGUGUCAGGACAGUGAACAUAUUCCUUAGGAAAGGAGACACCGGAAAGGGAGUUUUUAAAACAUCAAGACCGUAUACGGUUGCAGAUUAGUCUAGGGAUUCCACGACAGUUAGGUGUACGUACGAUAUAUGGAGGUCGUGAGGGAUAGUGGGCACAUAACAUGGCGUCUCGCUGAAGGUCCAAAGAAAGAACAAACAGCGAGCACGCACACCCAUACUGUCAUGGACUGGGGUUAAUAACAUGCGUGUCGCCAACAUGCAGCGCUUGUAGACUGUUCUUGUACUGGCCUACAGGGAAAUCUUGUUGCCUGCCUGUUUGUGAAAGCAAGACAUGUGGAGCGCCCCACUCUCUCCUCUCCCUGCCUACUACUACUCUGUAUCAAAGGAUAUGGAGUAAUACCAGGCUCUGUUUCUUCAAAGAAACCAUGUUUCCUGCAGAGAUUUUGCUAUCCAACGUCAAAAGUCAAGUUUCCUACCAAAGCAUAUGUGUAUCUGAUCAAUCAGUUCAUGGGAGUGCAAAGAAAGGGCAACUACCUCAACCGGUAAAGCUAAUAAAUUAUUCCGUGGGAGACUUGGACCAUACCUGGGCCACGUUCUGUUUGGUCAAAACUGUUUUUUUUUUGCGGGGGUCUUUUGACCAACAUAAAUUAGCAAUCCUCCGGUUCAAAUGCGCUGUACUGUAGUACUGCUCAAUCAGGUAGUGGUAAAACAGAUGAACUAUGCGGCGCUGCUCACCAAUCAGGUCGGCAUGCAGCGCCAUUGACGCUGGUGAAGAGUGAAGACAUGACAUAGUGUCCGUGUUAGGUCCACCUUGUUGGGAUCCUUUGCGAUCAGUUCAUGGAAAGGCAUCACCCUUUCCACCUGUUUAAUGAUUGUGCUGGAGACUGGAGAGGAGAGGAUCGCUUGCAAGCGAGUCCUUUGUACUGGUGCACAAGCAUACUCACCGAGUAUAUCCUAGUGGGAAUUGCACGGUUUCAGACAGGCGGUCACCCGGUCAAACCUGGUGUUUCAGGAGAUGUUUUGAUGAGAUUACGAUCAAGUAGCUGCACUUUACGAGUACAAGGAUGGGUCGGCGGCGCGCGGCACGGUGGGCACGGAGUCGGCGACCAUCGCGCUGUCGUCGUCGUCGUCGUCGUCCAAGAACAAGGUGAAGAAGGCCAAGCUCCAGGGCCUGGUCCUGGGCUGCACGGGCUCCUACACCGGCCCAAGCUUCGAGGCCUCGGACGGCGUCCUGAGCCUGGGCUACAGCAACGUCUCCUUCGCGUCCCACGCCGCCUCGCGCUUCGGCGGCCGCUUCUCCUACUGCCUCGUCGACCAUCUCUCCCCCCGCAACGCCACCAGCUACCUCACCUUCGGCCCAAACUCCGCCCUCUCCGGCCCGUGCCCCGCCGCCGCCGGGCCCGGGGCGCGUCAGACGCCGUUGGUGCUCGACAGCCGGAUGCGCCCCUUCUACGACGUCAGCAUCAAGGCCAUCUCCGUGGACGGGGAGUUGCUCAAGAUCCCGCGCGACGUCUGGGAGGUCGACGGCGGCGGCGGCGUCAUCGUCGACUCCGGCACCAGCCUCACGGUGCUGGCCAAGCCGGCCUACCGCGCCGUCGUGGCCGCGCUCGGCAAGAAGCUCGCCCGCUUCCCGCGCGUCGCCAUGGACCCCUUCGAGUACUGCUACAACUGGACCUCGCCGUCGCGCAAGGACGAAGGCGACGACCUGCCAAAGCUGGCCGUGCACUUCGCCGGGUCGGCGCGGCUGGAGCCGCCGUCCAAGAGCUACGUGAUCGACGCGGCGCCCGGCGUCAAGUGCAUCGGCGUGCAGGAGGGGCCAUGGCCCGGGAUCUCCGUCAUCGGCAACAUCUUGCAGCAGGAGCACCUCUGGGAGUUCGACCUCAAGAACCGACGGCUCAGAUUCAAGAGGUCGCGGUGCACGCACUCGUGAUUAUGGGCGUGCAGCGCGGAUCGCUCCAACCACUAGUUCUGUUUUUUUUUUUCUCCUUGUGGUGGUGGUGGUCUGCUCUCGCUGAUUAAUUAUAUUUUUUUGUCCCGUGUUCAGGUGCUACUGCUAAUGCGAUGAGAAAUGUGCUUCGCAGAAAUGAUAGUAGUAGUAAGCUGUAAAAUAAGUUUUAUGUUCUUUUUUUCUGCCCAUUUGGUGUUGUUCAUCUCGGUGAAUAUAAUGUCUAGAGCUCGAUCGUUAAUUUGUUUCAUCA
Brachypodium distachyon (stiff brome) is the source of this 3710-nucleotide messenger RNA. Its product is annotated as aspartic proteinase NANA, chloroplast. The record is from RefSeq and is a predicted model, not a curated record. Gene Ontology annotation, biological process: proteolysis. Gene Ontology annotation, molecular function: aspartic-type endopeptidase activity. NCBI's taxonomy places the organism in Eukaryota, Viridiplantae, Streptophyta, Magnoliopsida, Poales, Poaceae. Bases 2350 to 3531 code for a protein of 393 amino acids. The transcript has 2 exons.